This is a messenger RNA of Lycium barbarum (goji berry), 2166 nucleotides long. RefSeq lists its product as uncharacterized. Gene Ontology annotation, molecular function: protein serine/threonine kinase activator activity; ATP binding; protein kinase activity. The transcript is spliced from 14 exons. Gene Ontology annotation, biological process: protein phosphorylation. The coding region runs from base 546 to 1991 and encodes 481 amino acids. NCBI's taxonomy places the organism in Eukaryota, Viridiplantae, Streptophyta, Magnoliopsida, Solanales, Solanaceae. The record is from RefSeq and is a predicted model, not a curated record.
UUCACCAUCGCCGGUAUAUAUAUCUGUGUUUCUAACUCUAUAUCGGUAAUUAGGGUUUAAUUGGCUCCAUCACAACAGCCAGUCUCCUAUCAAUUCAACACCAAGCAUCAAAUUUUGCGGGUAAUUUUUAGGGUUCAAUUGGCUGUGUCACAACAACAAAUUUUAUUGGCUGGCUCUAGGGCGUAAUGAAAUAUUAUCCUUAAAUUAAACCAUGCUAAAUUCUUUUUCUUCCGAAGCCAAAGAGGACACACUAAGCCACGUUGGUCACCUCCAAUGCCGUUUUCGUCACUUCAAUUUGAUUGUGACCAUAAAUUUCUUAAAUAAAUUUGCAAAGCUUUUGCUUUGAAAUUGUGGCUUUUUAAGGUGUGCCUGAAAUCUGCUGCACCUUUCACAAAUUUCUGCAAUACUAGAAGCAUCAUUGAAGUUACUACUUCAUGUAUGGACAUGUUGAGAAUCUAGCACAAGAGAUGAAGAAAGGAGCCGCAUCAACUGUAUGAGUAAAAGACAACCUAUGACAGAAUAACAUCUCGCGUGAAGCCCAAACAAUGGUCCUAGAUGAUCAUCCCAAUGUUCUUAAAUCACACUGCUCCUUUGUUAGUGAUCACAAUCUAUGGGUUAUCAUGCCUUGUAUGGCUGGAGGUUCCUGUCUCCACAUUCUGAAGGCUGCUCAUCCAGAUGGCUUUGAAGAGACUGUUAUUGCAACAGUAUUACGGGAAGUUUUAAAGGGUUUGGAAUAUCUUCAUCAUCAUGGAUUCAUCCAUCGUGAUGUUAAAGCUGGGAAUAUUCUCAUUGAUGCACGAGGUGGAAUAAAGUUGGGAGAUUUUGGUGUCUCUGCUUAUUUAUUUGAUUCAGGUGAUAGACAACGUAUGCGGAACACAUUUGUCGGAACUCCUUAUUCCUUUUACAGGAUGGCGCCGGAGGUCAUGGAGCAAUUGCAUGGUUAUGAUUUUAAAGCUGAUAUUUGGUCCUUUGGCAUAACUGCUUUGGAGCUUGUUCACGGCCAUGCUCCUUUCUCAAAAUAUCCUCCAAUGAAGGUCUUGCUAAUGGCAUUACAAAAUGCACCCCCUGGCCUUGAUUACGAGAGGGAUAAGAAGUUUUCGAAGUCUUUUAAGAAAAUGAUUGCUAGUUGCUUGGUGAAAGAUCCUUCAAAACAACCUUCAGCCAAAAAAUUGCUGAAGCAUCCUUUCUUUAAGCAAGCAAGGUCCAACGAUUAUAUAGCUAGAACAUUGUUGGAGGGUUUGCCAGCACUUGGAGAUCGCAUGAAGGCCUUGAAGAGGAAAGAAGAAGACAUGCUAGCACAGAAGAAGAUACCAGAUGGGCAGAAAGAAGAAAUAUCACAGGGUAUUGCGAAACUGCAGCCUUUCGGGAGAGCUUCCUGUAUAUAUUUGGGCGAUGAAGGAUCUGCAAACAUUCACCCGAAUCUUGUUAAUCUGCAUGGCUGCUGCAUUGAAGGGACUGAAUUACUGCUCGUAUAUGAAUACUUGGAAAAUAAUAGCCUUGCUCGCGCAUUAUUUAAUUCAGAGAAAAUUCAAUUGAUACUUGAUUGGCCGACAAGGGUCAAGAUUUGUGUUGGGAUUACUAAAGGUCUGGCUUACCUUCAUGAGGAAUCAAGCCUUAGAAUUGUACACAGAGACAUUAAAGCUACUAAUGUACUGCUAGAUAGAGAUCUAAAUCCCAAAAUUUCGGACUUCCGGCUAGCUAGACUUACUGGAGAUGAUAAUACCCAUAUUAGCACUCGAGUUGCUGGAACAAUAGGAUACAUGGCACCCGAGUAUGCGCUAUGGGGUUAUUUGACCUACAAAGCAGAUGUCUACAGCUUCGGAAUUGAGAAGGCACGCGGAGUGAUUUCUUCACCAUCACAUCAUCCAAAUACCUCUAUCAACAAACCAUCAGUUGUGACACCCAUAGUGCCUCCUCCUACUACUGCUAACGUUGACGAUGUUGAUCCUUUAGUUUCUGAUGAUGAUCGUAGUCCUUCACCCAUACAUUAGUUUUUUAUGUUAUCUGCUUUUUGUUGGAAAGAACAAACUUAUGCACUAACAAUACUUGAUGAAUGUGUGGGUUCUUUUGGUAGUUGAUAGCUUGGUGUUGUCGGUGUUUUGGACUUAACGAUUGGGAUUUCGCUAUCUAUUUUGAACUUUUUUUAUAAAUAUUAUUUUAUGUGAA